UGCAAACCGCGCGUGCAUCACGAUGUUGGACCUCAACGGGAACAUGGCGACCUCCUACGAUCCGGACCAGAAGAUUUGGAGUGGCUCCUCGAUCCAGAGCCUCUACAACGAAGAACUGACUGUGGGGCAAAUCAUCUUCCGGCAGUUGCAGCGGCAACCGCAAAGGAUAUUCCAGAUCUCGCACACGGAUAAUACGCGGCUAACCCGAUUCCAGAUGCUGCAAAACGCGGCCAAGAUUGGCUGCUAUCUGAGGGAUCAGGGAUUUAAAACAGAGACGGAUUUGGUGGGCCUCAUGGCUAGGAACUCCACCCAUGUGGGUGCAUUGGCCUACGGCUGCAUGUUCAACGGAACUCCCUUUCACGCCGUGAAUCCCAACUUGGAGCAGAAGACCAUCGCCAGUCUUUUCAAGAUCACCAAGCCCCGGAUCCUGUGCUGCGAUGUUGCAGAAUACGAAAAGGUCAAGGAUAUUGGAGCCUCGCUGGGAGCUCCAAUCAUAAUUAUCAACGGAAAGCUACCAGGUGUCAUUAGUGUGACUGAUCUGCUGCAGAAUCCCCUUCCCGAGGACUACGAACCCACGCAGUUCCAACGCGGUGUGGAUCGCACCAUGGCUAUCCUCUGCUCCUCCGGCACCACUGGAACCCCCAAGGCAGUGACCAUCUCCAACAGUCGGAAGCUGUUCGAGACCCACAGCUACCUUGGUUCAGAUGACGUUCAGUACGCUCCCAGCACCUUGGACUGGGUAACAGGUCUCAUCACCCUGGUCACUGCAGGAGUUUUCGGCACAGUGCGGCUGAUCUCCAGCGAGAUGUUCAGCACCGCCCACUUCCUGGACAUCUGCGAGCAGCACGAGAUUUCGUGGACCAUCAUGGCCAACUCACACGUGGCCAUGUUGGCCAACUGUCCCAAUGUCCGCUCUCAAAGGCUAAGAAGCCUUAAACACUUGAUCUUCGCUGGAGGCCAUUGCUUGGUGGCCACUAUAAAGAAGAUGCAGUCCUUCCUGCACGGUCCUGGGAUUCUGAGGAAUGCCUAUGGCCUCACGGAGGUGGGAACACUGGUGUCCUACAACUUCGACACCCAAUCCAAGCCCACUUCGGUGGGUCGUCUCAUGGCGAACAUUCGGGUAAGGAUUCUGGACUCCUCGGGGCAGUUGCAGGGUCCGAAGGAAUUGGGUGAGGUUCUCUGCCACAAUGGGCAACCCUGGAGCGGAUAUGUGGGCAAUCCGAUGGCCACCGCCGAGAUGAGGGACUCCGGCGGAUGGUAUCACACCGGGGAUAUUGGCUACUUCGACGAGGAUCACUACCUGCACAUCGUGGAGCGCAAGAAGGACAUGCUGAAGUACCUGGGCAUGAUGUACUAUCCGCACGAAGUGGAGGAGGUCAUCGCCCAAAUGCCCGACGUGGCCGAGGUCUGUGUCUUUGGCAUUUGGCGGGAGACGGAGGGAGAUGCCGCAGCCGCAUCCGUGGUGCUCCGAUCAGGAAGUAAGAUGAAUCCAGAGCACAUAGAGCAGUUCGUUCGAAAGAAUGUAUCCGUGCAGUUCAAGCAUCUCCACGGAGGAGUGCAAAUAGUUCCGCAACUUGCAAAGAGCGCCAACGGAAAGGUGAAUCGACAAGCUGUGAAGGCAGCCUACUUGAGUAAUUCAAACCAGUCCUAAAACAAAAUAAACAAACAAAUAACAGAGAACACUUUGUUUAUAACACCACUAUUGUUAUAAUAAUAAACAACAAAAAUGAUAUGAUUA
Drosophila ficusphila is the source of this 1738-nucleotide messenger RNA. It is a transcript of the gene Acsx2, whose product is annotated as luciferin 4-monooxygenase. The transcript is spliced from 2 exons. Gene Ontology annotation, biological process: fatty-acyl-CoA biosynthetic process; long-chain fatty acid metabolic process. The coding region runs from base 23 to 1651 and encodes 542 amino acids. Lineage: Eukaryota; Metazoa; Arthropoda; Insecta; Diptera; Drosophilidae. Gene Ontology annotation, molecular function: long-chain fatty acid-CoA ligase activity. The record is from RefSeq and is a predicted model, not a curated record.